AUGGAUUUUUUGUUUGAUGAGCUAGAGCAAGUCAAAAUAAAAAAAAGAACUACCUAUAAAAAAGUCCAGGUUGUUGGAACAGGCCAAGGAGAUGAAAUAGCCAGAGAAGACACUAGCAAUCAGAUUGUACCAAAUAAUGCUUCCACAAGCUCAGAUUCGGAACGUCUCCUCAACAAUGUGAAUAAAAAGGGUUUUCUUCUGACUAGCGAUAAACUGGAUACGAUACGGAGUCGGUUGGCACAAUCUAAAGAUUCAGAAGUAGUUGAGGAUAGAGCUCUAAUCAAUCCACAAAUAGAGGAACAGUCUAAAGAAAAAACAUUUUCUUCUGAACAAAAUAAUAUUGUAGUAAAUCAAUCGGACGAUAUCUCUACACAAAUUAUUAACGAAUAUUAUGAUGGUGGUGAGGAUUUAGAUGCAACUGAUAUAAUCAAAAAUAGUACGCAAGUGAUAUAUGAGAAACGUAAAAAGAACAGUAUUUGGAUUAACCCUAGGAAUUCGAAACCGAAGAAAAUUAACCCAACUUACGAUACAUCAAGACUGAGAAAUAGAAGUAGUUAUAAAACGGUUAGUGAUGAUGACAUUGAUGAUGAUCUGGAUGAUAAUGACGGUGUAGAAGAAACACAAGCAACCCAAAUUGUAAGCACAGAGAAGGAUAAUAGCGUGACAACCGUUAACCUGAAUGAGGAACAUGAAACAUCGUCAUUUUUAUUCUCUAACAUUGGAGUAGGGAAGUCUCUCUUAUUUGAUUCUGAGCCCCUCAUCCCUACCCAGAAAAUAGCUGCUAGUCAGAACGACAGAAGCGUAGAAAUCAAUAAAGAUGAUGACGAUUAUAGACAAACCAUGGAUGCAUCUACGCAGAUAAUAGGUGCAACUCAGCAUGUACCCAUUGAAACUCAAAAUAGCUACUUGCAGACUAUUAAAGACCAUGAGGAUAAGACAGUUGGGUCAUCAAAAGACCUUCAUACACCAAAUUUUAACCCCAAUACUUCAAUUUUACCGUUAUUCAAAAAUAAUUCUUCUGAAGAAGCACAAUCCGAAACUCAAAUAGAUGUAGUUCAUGAGGAAGUCCAUAAGACUAAAGAGAACGACACUCAGAUGGAUGAUACACAAAUAACAGAAGUUCUUGCAAUAACAAAGAUUGAGCAGGAAUUAGAGAAUGAUGAAAGAGCAAUUACUGACAAGCAAACAGAAUAUAUACCUAAAAGAUCACCAAAUGUACUACCCGCAAAAUCCCAAUUUACAAAGGAAAAACUACUACAGAACUUUGAUAGCAGCUCCUCAGAUGAAGAAGAUACUAUUUUAGGUGAAAAACAAAAAGAUCAAAACCUGAGUGAUUCUGAAAGCCUUGAAAACAAUGAUAUUAUGACCGACCAAAAGACUUCUGUCACUCCUUCCUCCGAAUAUAAUGGUAGCGACAAUGAGCAUUCAGCAAGUAUUAGUUUAAGAUCAUCACCCAUUUCUAAACCAAGAUGGAAAUCCUCAAGUAUGAUAUUACCUGCAUAUGUCAACAAUUUGAAACAAAAAGUAGAGAAUAAAAAACUUCAAUUAUCAUCAGAUUCUGACGAUGAGGUAGAUAGUGCAGUAAUAUACAAGCUCUCUAAUAAAUCAAAAGCAACCCUGCUAAACCUUAAAGUCCGUUUGUCAAAAAAAAAACCUGUAAAAAAGGUCCAUAACGAAAAAGAUUCUACAAACUUACUAUUCAACAACCUUCGAAAAGCUACCAAGCAGCAAAUUAUGCUUCAUAGAAAGGAAUUGAUGGAAAGUAGAGGUCUCAAUUUUGAAGACUUAGAAAAACAAAAGGUCAUGGUAGAGGACCUCUUAGAAAAGGAGAUUGAAAGGAACUUAAAGAUUCGUGAACGAGAAAAACGUAAAGAAAGUAAUGAACCACUAGCUGAACAGGAAAUAAUGGAAUCAGAUUAUGAAUACAGUGGCGAUGAAAGCGAUAUAUCCAAUAGUGAUAUUGUAGAUAAUAGUUCUAUAUCCUCUCAGCAGAUCAACUAUACGGAAGAAAUAACAUACGGCCUCAAAAAUUCCAAUGAGUCUGAUAAAGGUGAUAAUUCUCCUGCAGUCAUAAAUGGCCCAAUUGAAUUAGAGCUUGACAAUGUUGAUGAUGAAGGAGACAUUGAAAUCAAAAGGAGUCAUCGUACAUCUAAGAAGCCUUUCUUGUUCUCUGAUACUGAAAGUGAUUUUCAGAAUGAUGACAUCAUAACUGAUGCUUCAUCGAGUGCUGAGAGAUUACCAAUAGAUGAGUCACAAGAAACUUCACCAGAAAAUGAAGACCAUGAUAGCUCAGAAGAUAUUGAUACUGAGCAAGAAAGAAUUGCUGCUAUCAAACAGCAAGUGAAGCGUCAACAGGAAAGAGAAGUCAAAGAAAGAAAAAAACUGCAGGAACUCGCUAAUAAAGGUGUGAACCAAUACUUUGAAGAAGAGGCUGAAGAAUCUGAUGAUGAAUGGCGAGGUAUUGGCGGUGUAGAUGGUGAUGAUUUUGGUGAAUAUGAUUCCGAAGUGGAGAAAAUGAUUGACGAUUAUUCAAAAACUGAAGUCGAUCUAACUUCUCUGCGACAAAAAAUUAUGGAUGAAAAUAAAGAAAUGGACCUCAAACUUGUGAACAAAAUUCUUUAUGAUAUAAAAAAUGGUGGAUUUAGAAAAAGGGGCCGUAAUGACAUGGAACUAGAAUUUAGUGAUGAUGAAGACGCUGAACUACAAGAAUUCAGAAGAAAAAGACGUGAGUUAAUGAAACAGCGAAUGCUUGAAAAUGAAGACACCGACAAGCUGACUAAAAAUCCGAAAUCAAAAGCCUUCUUUGAGAGUAUGAUUGUGGACCUAGUAGAAGAUAAGAACAAUUUUGAUGAUUUAUCAGAUCAAAUUGAAUUGAAGGAGGAGAAUAUUACCCAAGAAGAUAAUGAGAAGGAGUAUAAUGAGGCUAAAUCCAAUAAAAGAGGGAAAAUACGUAUAUCAGAAGAUUUUGUUCAGAAAACUCUGUCAUUUUUGCAUAAUGAUGAGAGCACACAGGAAUUUCAACCCAGCUUUAUCAUGUCCAAGGAGAAAGGAAUUGGUGAUAUGAAUGCUCUUAAGUCCAAUAGUAGCUUGUCUUUUUGUUCAAAAUUAUCAACAUCUAGAAAAAUCAUUAACGAUGAGGAAGAUGUUAUUGAAGAGUUUGAGUCGUUUAAGAGACCUUCAAUUAUUCAAUCAUUCAGUUCUAAGUUUACAAUUGAUGACAAAUUCAAGGACGGAAACAAAUCAGUCAAAGUUUCAACUUCUUAUAAAACAGUGGGAGGUUCCAAGGCAUCUAUUACAUAUUUGGGUAAAACACGAAAACUAGUACCUCCAAAAAAUGGACCAACUGUUAGGAAAAGGAAUUCAAAUAAUACAAGCCGCCUUUUCAAUAUCCAAAAUGAUCCAUUUGAUUAG
This is a messenger RNA of Nakaseomyces glabratus, 3411 nucleotides long. RefSeq names its product chromatin-modulating protein MRC1 (gene MRC1). Gene Ontology annotation, molecular function: anaphase-promoting complex binding. The record is from RefSeq and is a predicted model, not a curated record. Gene Ontology annotation, biological process: activation of protein kinase activity; mitotic DNA replication checkpoint signaling; mitotic G2 DNA damage checkpoint signaling. NCBI's taxonomy places the organism in Eukaryota, Fungi, Ascomycota, Saccharomycetes, Saccharomycetales, Saccharomycetaceae.